AUGCCGUUGCAAACUGAACUUACCCGCCGACUCGGCAUCACAGUGCCCGUCGUUCAGGGUGGCAUGCAACAUGUAGGAACAGCCGAGCUGGCCAGUGCUGUAUCCAAUGCUGGUGGUUUGGGUAUCAUCACUGCCUUGAUCUGGCCUGAACCUGAGGGUCUCCGUCAGGAAAUUCGCAAGUGCAAGAAGCUGACGACGAGGCCAUUCGCCGUCAACAUCACUCUUCUGCCUGCCCUUGUUCCCCCCGACUACGAGGCUUACGCCCAGGUUGUCAUUGAUGAGGGUAUCAAGAUCGUGGAGACUGCUGGCAACUCUCCCGGUCCCGUCAUCAGCAAGCUCAAGAAGGCUGGCGUCAUCAUCCUCCACAAGUGCACCACCAUCAGACAUGCUCAGUCUGCGGUGAAGCUUGGUGUUGAUUUCUUGAGCAUCGACGGUUUCGAAUGCGCUGGCCACGUCGGUGAGUCGGAUAUUACCAACUUCAUCCUCCUUAGCAAGGCCCGUCAGACUCUCAAUGUCCCCUUCAUUGCCUCGGGUGGCUUCGCCGACGGCCAAGGUCUCGCUGCUGCGCUCAUGCUUGGCGCCUGCGGCGUCAACAUGGGCACUCGCUUCCUCUGCACUGUCGAAGCCCCCAUCCACCAGAACAUCAAGGAGGCGAUCGUCAAGGCGCAGGAGACGGAUACCGCGCUCGUUCUCAGGCGCUGGCGCAACACCACCCGCCUCUUCAAGAACCAGGUAGUGCGGGAUGCCCUUAAGGUGGAGAAGGAGAGCAAGACGGGGGAGUUCUCUGAAAUUGCCCCUUACGUCAGUGGAAAGCGUGGCAAGGAGGUGUUCAUCAACGGUGACCCCGAGUAUGGUGUCUGGACUGCUGGCCAGGUCAUGGGUCUCAUUAAUGACAUCCCGACUUGCAAGGAUCUAAUUGUACGCAUCGAGAAGGAGGCCGAGGACACGAUCAAGGAGAAGGUCAAGCUGUUUACCGCGCCGUCGAAGCUAUAG
This is a messenger RNA of Sordaria macrospora k-hell, 993 nucleotides long. RefSeq lists its product as uncharacterized. Gene Ontology annotation, molecular function: nitronate monooxygenase activity. The record is from RefSeq and is a predicted model, not a curated record. NCBI's taxonomy places the organism in Eukaryota, Fungi, Ascomycota, Sordariomycetes, Sordariales, Sordariaceae.